GCAUCAUUGUCGUCUUGUUUACACAGAAUGGUUUGGUUCCAAAUUUUGUCUUUUUUGCUCCUCUGUUUGGCACAAGAAGUCCGAAGCAUUCGUUGCGGUUCUUGUCUCCUGCUCACGUCCAACAAUACUGAGAUACAGAACGCCAUGGCGUCUGCGUUCAGCCGCUUCUUCAACUCCAAGUGUGCAGACGACAGUGCAGCAGAUAUCAGUGAAAUACAGUGUCCGGGCUCAUGUGAGCAUGUGAUCUCUAAUGUCGGGACCAUGGAUAAUGGAGGGCGACCAAUAACACUUACACUUCACUUGCGCCGGUGCAACGCUUUACGGAGUCUCGAUAUCGGUUGUCAAACACUGAGCAUGGCAGACGAUACAAAGAUCAAAAGUUACCUCAAAGAUAUAUUCGGGUCAAUUAAUCGUUUCACCAGUGUCCACGGUCGCCAUUGUCUGUGUAAUACCGACGGGUGCAAUAAAAACACCAGGAAUCUUCCUGUAAUGGCCCCAGUCCCCGUCACACAGUGUUACAAGUGCCAGUGGAGGCAGUACCGCAGUAGUGACAGUUCAAUGGAACAGCUGCUGAACGCUGGCCAUAACACACAGAUCCAGACUUCCUGCAAGGACGCCCAGCCAGUUCCAGCGAUUCCUUCUGUUAGUUGCCGCGGUUCUUGUGGCAUCACCAAUUCUACGAUUCAUAUGUCCUCGAAAGACGGACGCUUUAUCAACAUCAAAACAAUAGAAAGAACUUGCAUUCCCCUCAGAACCGCCAGCGAGUGUGUCAAUGGAGCUCCACAAGGCAAAGAUGGACAUCCAUCACAGCUGAUACAGCGGUCAGGCUUCGAAGACGUAAGAAUAGAGAAUCUCGCUUGCACGUGUAAUGGAAAUGGCUGCAAUGGUAUAGGAACUGAAGCGCUAGCGAGGGUCUCCAGAACGAGAAAUAUACCAAUUCAGUUCACCCCAGUUGGAGGCCCUGGUAACAGAACUCCAGGCAAUCCUGGCCUGCAGCCCUCAAUGAACGCCGGCACACAACCACUUAACGGCCUCGCUGCUAUACCACCACUGAUGAACCGCCAGGCAGGUAUACCAUUAAUGAACGCUCCCAUCUUUCCUAACAACCAGUGGAAUCCCAGUGGUGACAACAGCCCCAGCAACGCUCCAAUCACGACGACACCAAGUUCCGGCCAGAAGAACAAUGGCGCUGACGAGAAGAACCUUGAGAAGCAUGUUUACCUGCCUAAAGAACACUCUGGUAAGAGCAGUGGAACCAUCAAUAUUUCUAGUCUAGGCACGAUGUGCGCUGUCAUGACCUUACUACUGGGCUGUGUUGACCUGUUCUAGUUACUUUA
This is a messenger RNA of Lingula anatina, 1337 nucleotides long. RefSeq lists its product as uncharacterized. The record is from RefSeq and is a predicted model, not a curated record. NCBI's taxonomy places the organism in Eukaryota, Metazoa, Brachiopoda, Lingulata, Lingulida, Lingulidae.